CUUGCGAAAUCAAAAUUUCUCUUCCACACCAGAAAGUGUUUCAUCUUGGCUGCAUCAACUCAAGGAUCGUGAAACCUUUGCUUCACCAUGGCGUCUCUCAUGCGACUCUCUGCUCUUCGCAGCGCCACCAUGGCAAGAGGAUUUCGCACUGCAGCAGUGCUUCGCGAUGGUCCUUUCUCCUCUGGCGGCGGUCAUGUCAGCGAUACUGGUGGCAAGUUCAAGGAGAGGGAGCAAGCCAUGGAGGAAGCCUACUUCAGAAAGCAGACUGCUGAACAACUGAAGGCACUGAGGGAGUACAUGGAGCAGAAGAAGAAGUCUUCUGAGAUGCUGAUCGCGGAGCACGAGGAGGAGAUUCGCAAGCAUAAGGAGGCCAUCCUGGACUUACAUGACGACAUGGAGCAGGUAAGCAAGGUCCACGACGACAAGAAGUGACGCCGUUCCCAAUCACCACACCCGCAAUCACGAUGACCAUGGAUGGCAUUAGCUGAUGACAGGCCGGCUGGCUUGCUUGCAAUGGCUAGGUGUAUGAUGCGUGUCCAACCCUGUUACUGACUACCCGUAUGGCGCACUUGAUCUUCGCCCCGAGCUCAGUUUUGCUGAUGUUGCUGGCGCUCAAUGCAGGGCUUUAGCUGGCUUGGUUCUGCUCCGCUUUGUGUGCUUCGGUCUGUGCGAUUGCUUGCGCGUAGCUUAUGUAUGCUUAUUCUCGUCUUUCCCUUUUCAGUCCUGCAGACGUAAUGAAUAUUCUCGUCUUCUUAGGGUUUUCUUAGGUUUUAGUUGAUAUAUUUUGCCUUUAUUCGCUUGUAUCAUUUUUUCCAAGUAAGUUGGAAAUUAUUUCCUGCUUUCUUUUCCGAUUGUGUUGUCAAUAUUGAUCAUUUCUACCCGGCAACAUAAUCAGUAUGCUAAAUAUCCAGCACUGAAACUUA
Molecule: messenger RNA, 923 nt
Organism: Sycon ciliatum
Lineage: Eukaryota; Metazoa; Porifera; Calcarea; Leucosolenida; Sycettidae
Product: ATPase inhibitor, mitochondrial-like
Exons: 4
Coding region: 88-432 (114 amino acids)
Biological process (GO): negative regulation of ATP-dependent activity
Cellular component (GO): mitochondrion
Molecular function (GO): ATPase inhibitor activity
Source: RefSeq, a predicted model, not a curated record